AACGAGUAGUACUAUUAGUGCUGUCAGCGCAGCCGUAAUCGUCUCUAGAUUCUUGGUUCAACCAGGUGCUCCCUUACUGGUCGCAAGAGGUCAUGACGCAACCAAAUGUUUUUCGAGCCGGGCUUCGACCAUUCGGGCUUAGGUGGAGGUCAUCUAUCUGGUUCAUAACCCUCGUGGUCAGCACAGGAAUUGUCACGGAUCUCAUCAUCUAUUCCAUCGUCAUUCCAGUUCUUCCAUAUCAAUUGGAAUUGAAGGGGUAUACCAGUGUAUCUACUCUGGUUGGAUACCUCUUAUUUGCCUACUCUGGCGGGCUUCUCAUAUCUACUCCGAUCAUUGCCUGGAUAUCUGAACGCUUUAGCGCGCGACAGAUGCCGUUGAUCUUUGGUCUUCUUGCGCUGACCGGCUCUCAGAUAAUGCUAAUGGAAGCACCUUCUUAUUUGGUCAUGGCCUUGGCUCGGGUGAUCCAGGGGAUCAGCUCUUCUGCUGUAUGGAUUGUGGGCCUUGCGUUGCUGCAAGUUUUUCUAUGUGACACAACUCCUGAGCACCUCAUUGGACAACAAUUGGGAUUGGCAAUGUCUGGUUUAUCUCUUGGGCGAUCAAAGCUAAUCUGUGUUUUUAGGAUGCUCCUUGGACCUCCUAUCGGUGGUGCACUUUACUCUCGUUUCGGUUUCCGUGCACCUUUCGUGUUUACCAUAAUCAUCACGGUAGUUGACCUGAUCGGUCGCCUGCUACUCAUUGAACGCAAUGAUGCUUUGAAGUAUGGUCAUGAUCCAGCCGAAGUUGCAGUGAAGGCCAAAGAAGAGCAUCAUCGGGCACAUGCUAUUGGAAAGAAGUCAUGUUUAGAAGGUGAGUAUCCGCGUCCAUCGGAAUACGAGGUUGCCAGAGAGUUGGCGCCCCCUCCUACGUUGGUCGCGCCACGUCUGUCGAACUUCAAGGUUGUAUUGAAACUUGCAAGGUCAUCUCGAGCACUGGUAUCUUUGAUGAGCACUCUGAUCUAUGGGUAUGUACUCUUGGGAUUUUACUUAUAUACAAGUCAAGAGCCUACUUUGCCUCUUCAUCUCCAACAGGUCUGGCGCUUGAACUCAUCAAAGGUUGGACUUGUAUUUAUUGCUGCAGUUGUUCCGACACUAUUUUCGUCGCCGAUUGCAGGAUACUUUGCAGACCGUAGGGGGUCAGAGUGGAUUACUACAUCAUGCAUAGUCCUUACUAUACCAUGGUGGAUAGUUAUCACUAUCGACGGCCCACUUGCACUCUUCAUCACGGCAUAUGCCCUCCAGAAUCUCUUCAUAUCAGGGGUGCUCGCUCCGCUAACAGCAGAGUUGGCUUCGGUCGCACGGAUGCUUCAAGGGGUCGGAUAUGCCCACAUCUAUGGCGCGUUUAACAUGGCAUAUGGCAUAGGAUCCACCGUCGGACCAAUUAUCGGUAGCCAGAUGUACGAACACACAAAGCGUGGCUGGAUGGCUUUAAACCUAUUGGCCGUAGGCCUUCUUGCAUUUGCGGCACUAUCUACAUUCAUCUACACAGGAGAACGUCCGCUCUUAACUAGACUCGUCUCAAAGAUCAGAAGCAGUUCACCGGAGGAAGCCCUACACAAUCGAUAG
Molecule: messenger RNA, 1601 nt
Organism: Heterobasidion irregulare TC 32-1
Lineage: Eukaryota; Fungi; Basidiomycota; Agaricomycetes; Russulales; Bondarzewiaceae
Product: major facilitator superfamily
Exons: 16
Coding region: 93-1601 (502 amino acids)
Biological process (GO): transmembrane transport
Molecular function (GO): transmembrane transporter activity
Source: RefSeq, a predicted model, not a curated record